Molecule: messenger RNA, 3091 nt
Organism: Gopherus evgoodei (Goodes thornscrub tortoise)
Lineage: Eukaryota; Metazoa; Chordata; Testudines; Testudinidae
Gene: RPS6KA6
Product: ribosomal protein S6 kinase A6
Exons: 22
Coding region: 40-2280 (746 amino acids)
Biological process (GO): protein phosphorylation
Molecular function (GO): magnesium ion binding; ATP binding; ribosomal protein S6 kinase activity
Source: RefSeq, a predicted model, not a curated record
GCGAGCGGCGGCGGCUCCCCGGCUAGCGGGCGCGAGGACAUGGUGCCGUUCGCCCCGCUGGAGGACGCGGAGGAGCCGGAGCCCUGCCACAAAAUGGAGCUGUGCAUGAGUGGCGGCGAGCUGAAUGGUCUUAAAAUGGUGGAUGAGCCCAUGGAAGAAGGAGAACCAUAUUCUUACAAUGAUGAAGGAAAUGUGAAAGAAAUUCCUAUUACCCACCAUGUGAAAGAAGGGUGUGAGAAAGCAGAUCCCGCACAGUUUGAACUACUUAAGGUUCUUGGUCAGGGUUCAUUUGGAAAGGUUUUUCUUGUGAGGAAAAUAAUUGGUCCUGAUGCUGGGCAGCUUUAUGCAAUGAAAGUGUUGAAAAAAGCUUCUCUAAAAGUACGAGAUAGAGUUCGUACAAAGAUGGAGAGAGAUAUAUUAGUAGAAGUAAAUCAUCCAUUUAUCGUCAAACUGCACUAUGCCUUUCAGACCGAAGGAAAGCUAUAUUUAAUAUUGGAUUUUCUCAGGGGAGGAGAUGUAUUCACACGAUUAUCCAAAGAGGUUAUGUUUACAGAGGAAGAUGUGAAAUUCUACCUCGCAGAACUGGCCCUUGCUUUGGAUCAUCUACACAGCUUGGGGAUUGUAUACAGGGAUCUGAAGCCAGAAAACAUUUUGCUUGAUGAAGCAGGACAUAUCAAGUUAACAGACUUCGGACUCAGCAAAGAAUCAGUAGAUCAAGAAAAGAAGGCCUACUCUUUCUGUGGUACUGUAGAAUACAUGGCACCUGAAGUAGUAAACAGGCGAGGCCACAACCAGAGUGCUGAUUGGUGGUCAUUUGGUGUUCUUAUGUUUGAAAUGCUUACUGGUACGCUGCCAUUUCAAGGUAAAGAUCGAAAUGAAACUAUGAAUAUGAUACUAAAAGCAAAGCUUGGAAUGCCACAGUUCCUUAGCCCUGAAGCGCAAAGCCUUCUAAGGAUGUUGUUUAAAAGGAACCCAUCAAACAGAUUAGGAGCUGGUUCAGAUGGAGUUGAAGAAAUCAAGAGACAUCCUUUUUUUUCAACAGUUGAUUGGAAUAAACUGUUCAGAAGAGAAAUUCAGCCCCCAUUUAAACCUGCUUCUGGUAAGCCAGAAGAUACCUUCUGUUUUGAUCCAGAAUUCACAGCAAAAACCCCAAAAGAUUCUCCAGGAGUUCCACCUAGUGCUAAUGCGCAUCAGCUGUUCAAAGGAUUUAGCUUUGUUGCGACUACUGCCAUAGAAGAUCAUAAAAUUUCACCCCUCACCAAUAUAUUGCCAAUAGUACAGCAACUUCAUGGAAACAGUGCACAGUUCACUGAUGUGUAUGAGCUGAAGGAGGAUAUUGGUGUUGGCUCCUACUCUGUUUGCAAGAGAUGUGUGCACAUAGCUACCAAUAUGGAGUUUGCCGUGAAGAUAAUUGACAAAAGUAAGAGAGAUCCCUCAGAAGAAAUUGAGAUUUUGAUGCGCUAUGGACAGCACCCUAAUAUUAUUACUUUAAAAGAUGUGUAUGAUGAUGGCAGAUAUAUUUACCUGGUCACUGAAUUGAUGAAGGGAGGAGAGCUGCUUGAUCGGAUUCUCAGACAAAAGUAUUUCUCAGAACGGGAGGCUAGUGCUGUAUUGUACACUAUAACUAAAACAGUUGACUACCUUCAUUGUCAAGGAGUAGUGCAUCGAGACCUUAAGCCAAGUAAUAUUUUAUAUAUGGAUGACUCAAACAAUGCUGACUCUAUCAGGAUUUGUGAUUUUGGAUUUGCAAAACAACUUCGAGGGGAGAAUGGACUUCUUUUAACUCCUUGCUACACUGCCAACUUUGUAGCACCAGAGGUUCUCAUGAGACAGGGAUAUGAUGCUGCUUGUGAUAUCUGGAGCUUGGGUGUUCUCCUUUACACCAUGCUGGCAGGCUAUACUCCUUUUGCCAAUGGUCCCAAUGAUACUCCUGAGGAAAUCCUGUUACGAAUAGGCAGUGGAAAAUUCUCUUUAAGUGGAGGCAACUGGGACACUGUUUCAGAUGCAGCAAAGGACUUGCUAUCCCAUAUGCUUCAUGUAGAUCCACAUCAGCGAUAUACAGCAGAGCAAGUAUUAAAACACUCGUGGAUAGCCUGCAGGGACCAGUUGCCUCAUUAUCAGUUAAACAGACAAGAUGCACCACAUCUAGUUAAGGGGGCCAUGGCUGCCACAUAUUCUGCACUGAAUCACAAGACAUUUCAGCCAGUCUUAGAACCUGUCGCAGCUUCAAGUUUAGCUCAACGACGGAGCAUGAAAAAACUAACUUCAACAGACUUAUAGAUCCACUGGGGCAUCUUAGCCAAACUGGAGCAAAGGAAAAUCCAAUAAGUGGCUCUAUAUUUGCCUGACCUGUGAUCGAAAGACAUAUAUGGUUUCCUGCUACACUACUUGAAUUCUGUAAAAGUCCUUUUUUAAAAGAAAAAAAUCCACAGGUUCAGGGGGAUUCACACUGUGUUGUUUUACAGGCGGUGUCCAUGUUUAUUUAACUUAAACAUCAGGGUACGUCACAAAGAUCAUAAGGUAUUUCCAUACACUGUCCUUUCAGAGAUUUGUUACAAAUAUUCUUUGCAUACUGUAUAGUUUUGCUGGGUUCAUGAAGUGGUUUAGGGGACCAUUACCAAUAACCAAGUUGUACGUAAAAAGUGUCACAGUGUCGGUAUUUUUACCAUCAAAUCUAUUUGUAAAAAAUCCACAAGUUCUUACUUAAAUUAAUUUGUAAUUGGGCACUUACCAAUGGACUCCAUUCAUUUAACUCAUUGAUGCUAGAAGACAAACUGAUCACCUUAUUGUGCCAGUGCAAAAUGCAUUAGUGUUAAUACGGGAGUUCUACACUUGCCUGGUGCCAAGAAUUAAAAAGGUUUGUGUACAAAUAUUAAAAAAUGAGGUGCAUCUGAGACAUUGCACUUCAUCCAUAAAAUUUAAAUGAUUACUUGUGAACCAAACAACUGGAUAACAAGUGACCUUGUUUAGGGAACGAGUGUCUCUAAUGUGUAUUUCUGUCUAUAGCAGUGGUGAGCCCACACCGCUUCCUGCAGCUCCCAUUGGCUGGAAAUGGUGAACCACGGCACUGGGAGCUGUGGGCAGCCACGCC